AAAUACCAAGAUAAGAGAACACUGAGGUUUUCUGACCUAAGGAGGAUCCCCUUAGAGAAGAAUGGCUCCUGGAAAUGCUUCUUUUGUGACUGAAUUCAUUCUGGCGGGGCUCACAGACCUACCAGAUCUCCAGCUCCCCCUUUUCUGCCUGUUUCUAGUCAUGUAUGUGGUCACGNGCCUGUUUCUAGUCAUGUAUGUGGUCACUGUGUUGGGGAAUUUGGGCUUGAUAAGUCUAAUCGGGCUGAAUUCACACCUCCACACCCCCAUGUACUUUUUCCUCUUCAAUUUGUCCUUCAUAGAUCUCUGUUAUUCUUCUGUGUUCACACCCAAAAUGCUGACUCACUUCACAUCAAAGAAGAAUAUGAUCUCCUACAGGGGAUGCAUGACCCAGCUUUACUUUUUCUGUUUUUUUGCUAUUUCUGAAGUUUAUGUGCUGACAUCAAUGGCCUAUGAUCGCUAUGUGGCUAUCUGUAACCCACUUUUGUAUCAUGUUGUCAUGUCCCCUAAAGUGUGUUCCAGCCUUAUGCUUGGUUCAUAUUUGAUGGCAUUUUCGGGUGCCAUGGCUCACACAGGAUGCAUGCUGAGACUGACCUUCUGUGAUGCAAACACCAUCAACCAUUAUUUAUGUGAUAUCCUACCUGUGCUCCAGCUCUCCUGCACGAGCACCUAUGUGAACGAGUUGGUGGUUUUCAUUGUGGUAGGCAUCAAUGUGAUUGUGCCCAGUGUCACCAUCUUUGUCUCCUAUUGUUUCAUCCUCUCCAGCAUCCUGCGCAUCAGCUCCACUGAGGGCAGGUCCAAAGCCUUCAGCACCUGCAGUUCCCACAUGGUUGCUGUUUCUCUCUUCUUUGGAUCAUGUGCAUUCAUGUAUCUUAAACCAUCUUCUUCUGGGUCUAUGGAUGAGGGGAAAAUCUCUUCUGUCUUUUAUACCAAUGUGGUUCCCAUGAUGAACCCUUUCAUUUACAGCUUGAGAAACAAAGAUGUUAAACUUGCUCUGAGAAAAACUGUGAGUAGGAGUGUGUUUUGA
Molecule: messenger RNA, 1024 nt
Organism: Ailuropoda melanoleuca (giant panda)
Lineage: Eukaryota; Metazoa; Chordata; Mammalia; Carnivora; Ursidae
Product: olfactory receptor 8B3
Exons: 2
Coding region: 62-1024 (320 amino acids)
Biological process (GO): G protein-coupled receptor signaling pathway
Cellular component (GO): membrane
Molecular function (GO): G protein-coupled receptor activity; olfactory receptor activity
Source: RefSeq, a predicted model, not a curated record